GAGGAGCAGAAGGAAAGUUGAAAGUCCGUUACAGGAGUGAAAAAGAAACUGGAUCUCACAUUGUACAUUGUGGCAACUCUGUUAAAGGAAGCAGAGGUGACUAAGAAGUACCUUAUAAUAUCUCUUUUGCUGUGUUGUGGAUGGACCUCAAAUCUGAGAUGGAAAGUUUGGAAGACAAGUCUAUCGAGUACUCCAAAUUGGUGGAAUUGGAGGGAAUCCCAUUGCUCAGCGGAUUGGUAGAAAAUUGGAACCUAAUAAGUGGUUUUCAAGCUCGGCCUGAUGACCUUCUUCUCUGCACUUAUCCCAAAGCAGGGACUACGUGGAUACAGGAAAUUGUGGACAUGGUCCAGCAUAGAGGAGAUGCACAGAAAUGUGCCCGGGCACCCAUUAAUGAGCGGAGCCCCUACAUAGAACUUUUCCUUCCAAAACCCAUCCCUUCAGGCUUUGAAUUGGCAUUGGCAAUGCCUUCCCCGCGAACUCUCAAAUCUCAUUUCCCAGUUCAACUCCUGCCAACUUCCUUCUGGGAACAAAAUUGCAAGAUCAUUUAUGUGGCCAGAAAUGCCAAGGACUGUGCUGUCUCCUACUUCUAUUUCAAUCGCAUGCUUAAAAUAAUUCAAGCUCUGGAAAAGUGGGAAGAUUUUCUGGAGAAUUUCAUUGCUGGAAAAGUUGGUUAUGGCUCAUGGUUUGACCAUGUUCGUGGUUGGUGGGAGGCUAAAGACCAUCAUCCAAUUUUGUACCUCUUUUAUGAAGAUAUAAAAGAGAACCCAGCUCGGGAAAUCCAAAAAGUGGCUGAGUUCCUAAAUAUAGAGCUUUCAGAAUCAGUCCUGGAUCAAAUUGUGCAGCACACCAUGUUUGAGAACAUGAAAGACAAUCCAAUGGCUAAUUACAGCAACAUGCCUUCACUUUUCAUGGACCAAACUGUGUCACCCUUUAUGAGAAAAGGCACCGUAGGGAACUGGAAGGAACACUUCACAGUAGCUCAAAGUGAACAGCUGGAUGAAAUCUGCAUUCAGCAACUAGGCAACAGUGGCUUGAAAUUCCGCACAGAAUUAUAAACAAGCUUCACAAUGCCUUCAAGCAAGACUUUUUCAUCCGCUGAUUUCUACUGGAGUUAAAGAAAUAACUGCAAAUUUGCAAGCAAUGGCAGAAGGUUCUUUUGUGACGGAUGGACUUGCCAUUUUAUAAGCCUUUCCCUUGGAAUGGAAUUGCCCUAAUAUCGAUUGAAACAGGCCUAGCCUCAUAAUCUUCUCUCUGGUGAUCAGAUAAAGUACAUUUAUUUGAAUAGCCUUUGCACUUUGUUCUUUUCCCAAAGAUCUCAGAGAGGCACACAUACAGUAUUUUACAUUUUACCCUUAACAUGAAUUCAGUUUGUGGCUUGUACAA
Crotalus tigris (Tiger rattlesnake) is the source of this 1383-nucleotide messenger RNA. RefSeq names its product sulfotransferase 1C2-like. Gene Ontology annotation, molecular function: sulfotransferase activity. Gene Ontology annotation, biological process: sulfation. Bases 141 to 1055 code for a protein of 304 amino acids. Lineage: Eukaryota; Metazoa; Chordata; Lepidosauria; Squamata; Viperidae. The transcript is spliced from 7 exons. Gene Ontology annotation, cellular component: cytoplasm. The record is from RefSeq and is a predicted model, not a curated record.